Molecule: messenger RNA, 4466 nt
Organism: Acanthopagrus latus (yellowfin seabream)
Lineage: Eukaryota; Metazoa; Chordata; Actinopteri; Spariformes; Sparidae
Gene: micall2a
Product: mical-like 2a
Exons: 17
Coding region: 1940-4228 (762 amino acids)
Molecular function (GO): protein binding
Source: RefSeq, a predicted model, not a curated record
AUUUCAGAGACUCAAGUUCAACUCUGCUCUCACACUCGUCACAUUUCCCCCCCACGACUGAUGUGUAAACGCUCAGCGGGAGGUCACUGGGUCAGAGAAGCACACUGGAAGAUUUAGUUUUCUGUCAUAAAAAGGAGUGACUCUCACAAUUUUUGCGAACAACAAACUUUACGAGUAGAAUUCCUUAUAAUCAGUUUGCUGUGUGAAAGUUGCUGAGAAAUCGAGCUACAAGUUUCCCUGAAAUUUUGUGGGACGCCAUAAUAUGAGCUAAUUAGGUCAGAAUCCUUAUAUGACAAUAGUUGGCCUCAAUUAGUCCCCAAUUAGGGGCCCCACACAAAGAUGACUGAGGUUAAAAAAAAGCACACCACAGAAUCUGUUGGUUCUCAUACUGCAGGCUGAACUCGAUAUGCAGGCUGAGAUAAUGUUUGCUGUUUAAUUACUUCAGAAAUACUGCAGCAAAUACCCACCCCAAAAAAAGAUAACAGGGAAAACUAUUCUAAAUGUCCAUACAACUUUUGGAUUUUGUCCUAAGUGGAGAUUCCAACAGAAAUGAAAAAAAUAAAAAUAAAUAAAAUCACAGCACCAGCAUUCUUUGCCAGAGAACAAUACAGUGCAGCAAUUAAAAAUCAUAAAAUACAAUAUCUGGAGACACUUGUGCCCUCUUAGUUUGACUUUAAACAUAUGAUACAGCAAACUGCAUUUAAUUUCCCCAAAACCCAGAUAGAUGCGCAAGUAAUUAAAAAGUAAUCAAAGGCAAAGAGUUGUUUUUCAAACUAAAAGGGUUCUUUGUGGGGGCCGAUAUUCACCAAUUUGCCGGUUUUCUGUGAUUUUUUUUGUGACAUCUGAGAAGCUGAAAUCAGAUAAUUUUGACUUUAUGACAAAAACAACACCAUCAGUACUUCGCAGUUAGUGACUGAUACACUCAGCUUUUGUCACUCACUUUGUCACUAAUUUGUUAAAGGACUAACUGAAACCCAGUGUAGUAAAAGUACUCAAAAGUCAUACUUGAGGAAACAGUAAAGGAACAGAGUUAAAAUGUUUCUUUGGUAAAAGUGAAAGUCACCCAUAUGAACAGUAGUUGAGUAAAAGUCUUACAGUAUCAUAUUAAAUGUAUCUAAGUUUUACUCACUGUAAGAACCAAAAGUACAAGUGAAAGUGAAUUAUACAAAUGUUUAAACAUAUGUAUAGACUGUAUAUACACAAUGCAUCGACCGAUAAUCAGAUGCUUAUAAACUAGAUUAAUUGAAGAAUUUUGCUUCUUUGGCUCGAUGCAACAUGUAAUCUGCAAAGUAACUAGCAACUAAAAGUUAUCAAGUGAAUGUGGUAGAGUAAUAAGUAGAAUAUUUGCCUCUGUAAUACAGUGGAGUGAGAGUUCAAAGCAGCAGAUAAUGGAAAUACUCAAGUAAAAUACAAGAACCUCGAAAAUUAUACUUGAGUAAAUGUACUUAGUUACUUUCCAUCACUGCUGAAAUCUGGCCUUUCAUACCUGGUGCUGAUUCUGAGUCAGCUUUAAUAGGGCAGGAUACUAACUUUAAUCAUUUGCACAAUUACGAUACUUUCUACAAUAAGAUAUAUUAAUUUACCUUUCUAGUUGCGUUUGACUCAACCAGAGUGAAUAACGAAUCGGCACUCGGUGUCAAUUAGUGAAGUGAGCGCAGAAACACACACAGACUGGAUCAUCAGAACCAGCACCAGCACCACCAGCACCAGCACCACCAGCACCACCUCCACCAGCCGCAGCAGCAGCAGUAGCAGCUCUCCCCGAGCGGUCACUCAGGUAACAGGAGGAAACAGGACGCAGCUGCUGCGCCGCAGUUCACGGUCAGAUCCUGAGCGCACACUUUGUUUAGCGCUCGUCUUUCCUCCGGCUCCUCCACACCGAAGCCUCGGCUGCCUGUUGCUCAGCUCAGCCCGCUCGGAGCGUCUCUGUCUCGGACUCAUGGCUGCCAUCAAGGCUCUGGAGCAGUGGUGCAAACUGCACUGCGACGGCUACCGAGACGUGGCCAUCACCAACAUGACGACCUCGUUCAGGAACGGAAUGGCUUUCUGCGCGCUAAUACACAAGUACAGACCGGACCUGAUUGACUAUGACUCACUCAGAAAGGAGGAUGUGUUUGAGAACAACAGACUGGCUUUUCAGGUCGCAGAGGAGAAGCUGGGGAUCCCGGCUUUGUUAGAUGCAGAAGACAUGGUGGCUCUAAGGAUCCCGGACAGGCUGAGCAUUCUUACCUACGUCUCCCAGUACUACAACUACUUCAAAGGACGACCUCCCAUGGGAGGUGUAAAAAGGCCAGCAGAGGGCUCCAAGGAGGAGCCAUCAGAGAAGAAGAAUCUCCCAGUGGUUGCCAAAACCUUUGUGUCUAAAACUGCCAUCGAGAACCGCUCACCUUCCGCUCUCACAGCUCAGAGCUCACCCAAGCCGGCCAGAGCUGCUGCUCAGAAGGCAGUUCUGGCAGAAAACACCAACAAGAAUGGGACCCUCAACAGCAAAUGUGUGGCGUGCAAGAGUCACGUUCACCUGGUUCAGAGGCAUUUUGUGGAGGGCAAGCUCUAUCACAGAAGCUGCUUCAAAUGCAGUGAAUGCUCCAACGUGCUUCACGCAGGAGGCUAUAAACCUGGGAAGAAUCCAGACACUUUUAUCUGUAACGCCCACCAGACCAGUUGCAAACCGUCCUCCUCUGAGGUCAAAAAUGGACCUGCCAGUUCAGCUGGGCCAUUAAAUAGUGCCAGCCGGACCCAGCCAGCACCACGCCCCUCUUCUGUGCUUUCAGCCCCACUGAAAAUUGUUGUGAAGCCAGUCAGUCCUACUCCACCUUCCAAGUCCUGGACGGCCUCAGCCCAGAAGACACAGUCGGCCCGGCAGAGGUUUUUUCAGGCUUCGCCGGCUGCCACAGAGGCCUCGACUGCUGACAGGCGGUCCACUGAGCUGUCGAGUGUUUCAGGAAGUUCAAAGUUUCCACUGAAUCCUGAAGAUGAGAAGAGUAAAGCCAGGACAACCAUCGGAAAGAAACUGGCCGAAGAAAACUGCAACAACAACAACAAACGCCCGUUCACCAUCCGAUCGGCAGAGAGACGGUUUGGAGAUGAGCCAAGUUCUGCUGACAGCCCCGGUUUGAGAAAGGACAAAUGCAGCCAAGGCCCAGCAGGAAACUGGGCAGGACAGCCCUCCACCAGCCAGACAAACAAUAAGGAAUCGCCAUGUCUGAAAGCCAUCAACAAAGACAACGCAAGGCCAACAACUGUACACACAAGCGCCAAAGAUCCAGUCUACGAGCGGCAAUCAAAGCCCAAACCUUUGAGAACCGAGCUGAAAGAUGCUGAAGCUGAAACCUUUCCCGAGCAACAUAAGCCUGGAUUCACGUCCACGACUUCCUCUAAUGUCUCCAUCAGUACGACAAGGCCUCCGUCAGCUCCAGCACCUGCAGCACCUCCAGUUAGCUUUGUUUUCUUUGAUCCCGCACACUUUAGGGAAGUGUCUCCCCAGAAACCUCAGCUUGGCUCAGGAAACCAGGGUUACAAACAUGGAAGCCACUCGUCUGUGAAAUCCCCACCCAGACGGCCAGCUGUGGAAUCUAUUAGCACUCCGACGACUGUUCCAGCCAAUCACGGAAAUCCGUCAGGCGCUAAAAAGGGAAAGUAUUUGUCACCCACCAACGCCUCCAGGACCGAAAUGAGGUCACCCUCUGUGACGUCUUAUCAUGUUCCAGUGGAGCAGAUUGAGAGAGAACUGAAAGAUAUUGAGACAAACUUGGCUCAGUUGGAGAAGGAGGGUGUGGAGCUGGAAAAGAAACUCCGCAGCUGCGAGGAAGAGGGAGAGGGCGACAUAUUGAUGGACCCACUGAUGGUCGACUGGUUCAACCUUAUUCGAAAGAAGCAGAUGUACAUUAGAAAGGAGUCAGAGCUCGUAUACACAGCGAGGACUCAGGAGCUGGAGCAGCAGCAGCCAGGUGUGGAGGGGGAGCUCCGCAGGCUGCUGGAGAAGCCAGAUCAUUUAAAGUCCAGAGAGGAGCAGCAGCGGGAGAAGAAGUUGCUGCAGACACUGAUGGAGAUUGUGGAUGGCAGAAACGCCAUUGUGGAGGUUCUGGAUGAAGACAGGCUGAGGGAAGUGGAGGAGGAUCAGCAGUUGAAUGAAAUGAUGCAAAACCUGGGAGUAAAGAAAGCCAAAAAUAAAAGGAAAUCCUCUAUCUCUAAACUGUUCAGGCGAAGAAGUAAAAGGCGAGUGGAAUGAUCCCCAAGGGAACUGAAAGGCAGUCCUGUCUCACUGUGUUAUUAUUAUCAUCAUCUCUUUAAUUCUUUAAGGCUUUUACAUUCAUGUGCUGCAGCACAUAGUGGGGUAAAGAGAAGACAAAUGAAGCGAUGUCAAACAAGGCAAAUAAAGGACAAAUUCAUGUUGUGUGUCUAGAUGUUGGAUCAUAUUUUAAAAUAAAGGUUCAGUGAAAAGAAACAAAAAAAUGCUUUGACCUUCA